AGCUCAGGGCAACUGUGACCCCGAGGCCCCAGUGACCGAGGGCACCCGCUGCUGCCGCCAGGAGAUGUACAUUGACCUGCAGGGGAUGAAGUGGGCCGAGCACUGGGUGCUGGAGCCCCCGGGCUUCCUGGCCUAUGAGUGCGUGGGCACCUGUCAGCAGCCCCCGCAGGCCCUGACCUUUAAGUGGCCGUUCCUGGGGCCGAGGCAGUGCAUCGCCUCGGAGACCACCUCACUGCCCAUGAUCGUCGGCAUCAAGGAGGGCGGCAGGCCCCGCGCCCAGGUGGUCAGCCUGCCCAACAUGCGGGUGCAGAAGUGCAGCUGCGCCUCGGACGGGGCUCCCGUGCCAAGGCGGCUGGAGCCGUAG
Molecule: messenger RNA, 364 nt
Organism: Myotis davidii
Lineage: Eukaryota; Metazoa; Chordata; Mammalia; Chiroptera; Vespertilionidae
Product: left-right determination factor 1-like
Exons: 1
Biological process (GO): SMAD protein signal transduction; BMP signaling pathway
Cellular component (GO): extracellular region
Molecular function (GO): growth factor activity; cytokine activity; transforming growth factor beta receptor binding
Source: RefSeq, a predicted model, not a curated record